GUUAAAUAUUAUGGUUGUCAAAACGAGGUCUAUAGUUUAAAGCUUUGCAUCGGAAGCAAAAAUGUCUCUAUUAGCGAUAAAAUACAAACGUGGACAUCUUGAGAUUCUAAACCAACUUCUCCUUCCUCACAAGUCAGUAUAUGAGGAGAUUAGAGGCGUAGAAGAUGGCUGGCAAGCGAUAAAAGCAAUGAAGGUUAGUUAGGCAAACCAGCUCACAAAUAAUGUUAGCGAAGUGAGCUAAUUUUAAAAUAAUGAGAACCCAUUCAAUUUUCAUUAAUUUAAAACCUUUAUGUUGGGAUAGGUGGCUUUUUUGGAGCAAAAUUAUACGAAUGUUUUUCAAAGGCCGUGAUGUAGACAAGGAUAGCUUUUAUAUGUACUGAUCUCGUUUAGAAGCUAGCGCUAUUUUGUGAAAUCGUAAUAAGGACCUCAAUUGUCCACGUGGACAUCCAGGGUUGCUGACUCAGGGAACGUUUUGGAACGUUGAUACAAGUACGUUUUCACUUCGGCGGCUCGAAAGGUUUUUACGAAGAGUGAAGGUGGAAUACUUCUUAUUUAUUUUAAUGUUUAUUCAAUUCGAAGAAGAAAGUUACCAUCGAAUUUAAUCGUAGCUUCUUGGAAAAAUUGUGCCGAAAGUGCUCAAAUAGUUUGUGAUUUAUGUGUAAAGAGUAGGAAAACAAGCAAACUUGCUCAGUUCCAUGUUAAUCUUGAGGAGACAAUUUCACCCGGCACAAAUCAAGAUAGUUUGCAUCCUUUAAUUUAUGGGAAUAUUUCCCACUUUCUUGUAAACAGUGGAUCAAAACAAACAUCUUCUAUUAAAAAAAUUGCUGAAUCAGCUUCCUUCCUAACCAAGAGAGGUGGAUGGUUAGGAAACGAUGAGGGAAAGAAAAAGGAACAAAUAUUUUUAGGAAUUUGACUUCAUACUGAAGAGCAACAAAAAUUCAAGACCGGUUCGGCUGAUAAAGAUAAAAAGAAGACGAACUCCAAUGGAUCAUUUCCAGAAAUAUAUACUGUAAAUAAAUUGGGUAUACUUGUUCAUUCAGUUCAGGGGAAAGGAUUACAGGGUGAAGUGAGAUGAAGGAAAACUGUUUGUGAACCAUACAUUCCAAAGAGAAAAUCAAAUUCUAUGUUACUGAGAGUCUGUACACAUUUACUUACAAGUGGAUUUGGAUCAAGACUACAGUAAACUAAGCACAGAUGAAGAACAGUUUAUUACAGAUUUAUUGUGUUAGACAGAAUUAUGUUGAACAUAAAGCUCUAGUGAUUUGGAUUGAAACUUAUGCAGUGGACUCAUAAGUGUCUUUGACUCCACUUUUCCCUUUCUCUUUCUCUUUGCAUUGUGGUGCCUGCCUGGUACAACUUUAAAUCCUGAUGAAAUUUAGUUGGUUAUUUUUGUUGUUUAAAAAUGAUCCUGCAUCAGAGCACUGAUAUUGUAAUAUGACUAACAGUCAUAUUUAUGAUCAAGUUACAAUGUGCUAUGGCAAAUUUUUCUAGUGUAUGUGAUGUAUGUUAUAGAGUCAUUUAUUUCAAACUGUGCAUUCAGUAAAUGAGCAUUUGAUUUAGUGAAUACUCAAACCUUUCAGAGAUAUAUGUAUAUUUUAUUGUUCCAGGUUCGUGGAGCUCCUGCAAUUGCUUUGGUUGGUGCCUUGAGUCUUGCAGUAGAGAUUUUACCAAUGUCAUUUAGUUCCAAAGAAGAAGUGGAAAACUUUGUUGCAGAGAAGCUUCAGUAUCUUACCACAGCUCGACCAACAGCUGUAAAUAUUAUGGAAGCUGCAAAGCAUUUGACAUUAUUUGUCAAAGGCUUGUCAUCAAAACUCAGCGAUACUGAAAGUAUCAAGAUAGAACUUAUCAAAGAAAUAGAAGGAAUGCUAGACAAAGAUUUAAGUGAUAACAAGGCUCUUGGAAGGCUUGGUGCAGAGCAUAUGUUACAACUGGUGGGGGCUGACAAGUUAAAGGUGCUCACACACUGCAACACUGGUUCCCUAGCAACGUCAGGAUUUGGGACAGCAUUAGGAGUGAUAAGACAUUUGUCUGAACAAGACCAUAUUGACCAUGUGUUCUGCACUGAGACCAGACCUUAUAACCAAGGAUCAAGGCUUACAGCAUAUGAGUUGGUCUAUGAGAAUAUUCCUUCAACUUUAGUUGCAGAUUCAAUGGUGUCACUACUCAUGAAGACAAAAGGAGUACAUGCAGUUGUUGUUGGUGCUGACAGAGUGGUUUCCAAUGGAGAUACAGCCAAUAAGAUAGGGACAUAUCAGAUUGCUAUAGCUGGUAAAGAAAUGAUAUGCCAGGCAUUGUCUCUUUUCCUUUUUUUUUUUUGAUAUUCAGACUCAUUAGCUCAUUAGGCCCAUACUGAUUAAUAGUAUACAUGAAAAAAAUUAUGUGCUUCUGAUUGGCUGAAAACAAGUGCAAAGUUAUAACACAAGUGCAAAUUACAAAUGCAAGCACUUUCAAAAUUUCAUCUGUCUUGACUUUCUGCAAUGCUUUUUCCAUGUAAAUUAUUAACAAGUAACAACAUGAUUUCUCAAGCAAUUUGGGUUAAAUAAACACUCCUAAAUCUUUCAAAAAUUUACUUGUACUUAUUAACACCAAAUUGCACUUAAUUCUGUGUGCUGCUGAAUUUGUUAUUUCCACUGCAUGGUUUAUAAGGACAGAGUUUUGAUUUCUAUUUAAACAAAGAAAGCAAUUCAUUACCUUUCCCAAACAGUUUUUUGGGAGGGAAUUUUUGAGGGUAAACUGUCUAACCUAAAAAACCCAGUGUUCAAUGACCCAUUAAGAAGCUUGCACCCGGACUGAUAUCUCUAUAGUCUUGUGUACAAAUAGGCAGUGUCUUUGUCCCACAGAUAUUAAAGUUUUUAUAUAAAAUACUGCCAGUCAAUGUUAACAAUAAACUUUCUUUUCUUUUUCAGCUAAACAUCAUGGAAUCCCAUUCUAUGUUGCUGUGCCCUCCACUAGCAUAGACCUGUCCUUAGAACAUGGCAGUGACAUUGUGAUUGAGGAGAGACCUGCAGAAGAACUUACUACUGUAGCAGGUGUUCGCAUUGCUGCUCCUGGCAUUGCUUGCUGGAAUCCAGCUUUUGAUGUGACUCCAGCAGAAUUGAUAACAGGGGGCAUUGUCACUGAACAUGGUGUGUUUAAACCAUCUGAACUAAAGAAGGCACUUUCAGGGAAAACUUAAGUUCGUUUCCUCAUGGAACCGUGACAUAGUGGUUUUUUAUCAUGCACAUAUAGGCAUUGUGUUUCAUAAAAAUAGUUACAUGUAGGUAGGCAAGAACAAAGUCAAACUUUUGGUAAAGGUUUUACUUUCAGUUAGGUUUUCCUUCAUUUAAGUUCUUAUUUGUGUGUACUGAUUUCAACUGUAUCUCUCUGCAGUCUUGGCAUUAGCUACAGUUCUAAAGAAAUCGGUAUUCAGUGGUUUCAUACUCAGUUGUCUCAUAUCCAAAGUAGUCAAAUUGUAUCAAGUUUGAGAGGGUUUGUACUUGAACUGCUUGUCAACUUGUCCCAAUAUACAUAUACAUUCAUUCACAAUACUGUCUAAAUACAAUUUUUAAAAAUUGAGGUUUUGAUAUUAUGAACAAUAGUUUGUAAUGCAAGUUCAUUUAGGAUGGAAAGUAAAGAUAUACAGCCUGUAUGUAUCUGGUGGAAAUACUGUUUGUGUCUUUCUUAUGACUCAUGGACCCUGCUUUUUCAGCCCUAGGCCUUAAUUUCACUGGUUGUAUAUCAAAAAUAGAAAAAUUUCAAAAGUUAUUCAACACAGUUGAUGUUGCUAUUUAAAAUAUUAAACUGACUUUACUUUAACACUUCAACCCUUAAGAGUGACCAGCAUCUAAUUUCUCCCUACAAUAUCACCCCCAAACCAAACAUUCAGGUAAUGAGAAUAAAAGAAAUGGUCACCAACUAGAGAAGCUCUGGAUUAUGAAACAAAUUCUCCUCAUCAGCACCCAAGGGAAUGUAUAGAUAUAUACAGGGAACAGUAUGGAGAAUAUGCAUACUGAUGUUAGGGUGGAAAAGGUUAAGAAUACCUAACAUGGAAACACUUUAUUAGCAUGAGUGCAAACAACUGAACUGAGUGGGUA
Messenger RNA from Pocillopora meandrina, 4073 nucleotides. Lineage: Eukaryota; Metazoa; Cnidaria; Anthozoa; Scleractinia; Pocilloporidae. The record is from the annotation of a GenBank genome assembly.